AUAACACCCAACAUUAUCGUUCCCUGAGCCUAGAAUCCUCACUUCACUCAAAGACUUUCUCAGCCUGUUCCUUAAAAAUGUCCAACUUCAACAAGAUCCGUCACAUUGUGAGGAUUCGACAGAUGUUAAAGCGGUGGCGUAGGAAGGCCCGUAUGGCCGCCUCCACUGCGCCCUCCGAUGUUCCUGCUGGCCACGUGGCGGUGUGUGUUGGGGCCAAUUGCCGGAGGUUUAUUGUGCGCGCCACCUACCUUAACCACCCAAUCUUCAAGAAGCUGCUGGUGCAAGCGGAAGAAGAGUAUGGGUUCAGCAACGUUGGCCCGUUGACCAUCCCGUGUGAUGAGUCAAUGUUCGAAGAGAUUCUCCGGGUCAUUGACGGAACCGAAUCACGUGAAUCGGGUCGAUACUUGAGUCUGGAGGAUUUUCAGAGGUGUUGCCAGAUGAGCAUGAGGGAUAACGUUCCAUUAUUCAGCGAAUCAGGGCCGUUGCUUGAUAAUGAAUCAGUAUGUUAAAUAUUUGCAGUUUAAAUUUGUUAGGAUAUUAUUAUUUUUUACUAUUUUUUUCUCAAGGAGAUGGCGAAAUAGGUCGAGUGAUGAAGUCAUCCCGGUGGUUGGAGAGUAUUUUUAUAAUUAUAUAUUGUAAAUCCAGCCAAUUAAUUGUUGAAAUUGAAGGGAUUAUUAUUAUUAUUAUUA
This is a messenger RNA of Mangifera indica (mango), 689 nucleotides long. RefSeq names its product auxin-induced protein 6B-like. Gene Ontology annotation, biological process: response to auxin. The transcript has a single exon. NCBI's taxonomy places the organism in Eukaryota, Viridiplantae, Streptophyta, Magnoliopsida, Sapindales, Anacardiaceae. The coding region runs from base 78 to 509 and encodes 143 amino acids. The record is from RefSeq and is a predicted model, not a curated record.